UUUUGCUUAUUUGCUUAUUUGCUCUCAAAUAUUAUUCGGCAAAAUAAUACCGAAUACAGUAGUGUUGGAAUCAACUGCAUUUCAACCAGAAUUUGUUGAGGGCAUUGCAAAUGUAUCCGUGGCUGUGGGUCGUGAUGCUACAUUUACCUGUCAAGUACGCCAUUUAGGCGGCUAUAGAGUUGGCUGGCUUAAAGCGGAUACGAAAGCCAUUCAGGCAAUACAUGAGAAUGUCAUAACACACAAUCCACGUGUCGGCGUUAGUCAUUUAGACCAAAACACAUGGAAUUUGCAUAUAAAAGCAGUAACGGAGGAUGAUCGGGGUGGUUAUAUGUGUCAACUAAAUACUGAUCCAAUGAAAAGUCAGAUUGGUUUUCUGGACGUUGUAAUUCCACCUGAUUUUGUAGCGGAAGAGACAUCCUCAGACGUGGUAGUACCUGAGGGAAGCUCUGUAAAAUUGACAUGUCGUGCACGUGGUUAUCCUGAUCCAAUAGUAACAUGGCGACGUGAAGAUGGUAAUGAGAUCGUACUAAAGGAUAGUACGGGCACAAAAACCUUAGUUUCAUCGUAUCGUGGCGAAGUUUUAAAAUUAACAAAGAUAUCUCGCAAUGAAAUGGGUUCAUAUCUCUGCAUUGCAUCAAACGGUGUGCCACCAUCGGUUUCGAAAAGGAUACCCCUCUUCAUACAUUUUCAUCCAGUUAUUCAAGUACCGAAUCAAUUAGUUGGCGCACCGCUUGGCACUGAUGUUCAAAUUGAGUGUCACGUAGAAGCCUUUCCAAAAUCAAUUAACUACUGGAUAAAGGACACUGGUGAAAUAAUUGUGUCAACAACAAAAUAUCACAUCCAGGAAUCUUCGAAAUCAAUGUAUGAAACGAAAAUGACAAUGAUAGUGCGUAAAUUCCAAAAGGACGAUGUCGGUUCAUAUCGUUGCAUUGCCAAAAACUCAAUUGGUGAAGUUGAUAGCAGUAUAAGGCUUUACGAAAUCCCUGGGCCAAAUCGUAAAAAUCCUUCAAUUAAACAUGGCGUCAACGAUGCCGACGCAAAUGAUGUUUUAAAAAUGAAACAAGUCAAAGUCACAUAUCAGCCCGACGAUGAGGACCUCUAUGGUUCUGCUGAGGAUUUUGAUGACAGCGACUUACCAUUGCCACCGUUAUCAACGAAUGUAUUUUAUCCGACUGGCAAUAAGCCGCCAACACAUAAAGCAACAGCACCUGGUAUGAGUGGCAUUGGUGGUCAUGGUGUGAACACUGGUACUGGUACUGAUUUUGGCAACAACGGUGGUAUUGGUAUAUCAUCAAACAGUGGGAUCGGAGGCGGUGCAGGCGGUGGUAAUGGCAUUACACGUAAACCACCAUUUUAUAGCAAAACGGAAGUACGUGGCGCAAUGGACAAUAAUGAACUGACAGCUGCCGGAGGCCAAGUGUCGAUAUGGCGUUGUUAUAACCAUCGGCACAGUCAGUGGCAAGUUUUAAUAGUUUUGUUGGUUCCUAGUUUAAUCACUUCAUUUUGUUGGAAUUUAUUAUAAUACGCGGUUUUUUAAUUCACACAUACACAAACACACAAUGACACACAUACUGAAAGAAACAGUGACACUGAAUAGUCAGUGUGAACACCAAAAAUUACAAGCCAUCAUUGUGGAAAAAUUCUGUUUUUUCCGGACAAUGAUGAUGUGUUACGAGAAUUUUUAAGUUGAAAAUUAAAUUGUUAAUAUAUUUAUAUA
Molecule: messenger RNA, 1717 nt
Organism: Teleopsis dalmanni
Lineage: Eukaryota; Metazoa; Arthropoda; Insecta; Diptera; Diopsidae
Gene: DIP-alpha
Product: roundabout homolog 3
Exons: 9
Coding region: 329-1522 (397 amino acids)
Cellular component (GO): neuron projection
Source: RefSeq, a predicted model, not a curated record